GUCCAUUAAUGCCAAAAUGGGGCUUUUCCAUUGACUUUUUUUUGCUGUAAAACACAAUUUCACCAAUUCCCAAUUUGGCAAUUUUUAAGAAUCGCAAAUAGACGAAGAAUAUUUUCCCAGUGACCUUGCAAGUCGUAAACUGGAGCAAUUGCGGCUAAUUCUUGGAAACCCCAUGUUGACAAUGGCAGAGUGAAUUUAGCUAUUUUUUCAGGGUUUUAUUUGCAGUUUUCUUUUCAGCCAUUAGUAUACAAAUAACACCACGUGCCAAAAAAGAGCUGAUGAUUCUUUCAACAACGUCCAAAAUUCCAGAUUCUUGGUAUAGCGUACAAUGUAAGCUUCUUGGUGAUUAAGACAACGUGGGUUUAGCUAAUUAAGUUAAAGGCUAUCAAAAGAGCAACGGCAGACACAAGAAUUAAUCUGAAGUGAAGCCAUGGAAACACUCCCUCAGCUCCCUGAAGAUAUUAUUGUCAACAUACUGUCCAGGCUGCCAGUCAAAUAUCUGAUACAACUCAAGUGUGUAUCCAAGCCAUGGUUGUCUUUGAUCUCUGAUCCUCAGUUUGCCAGACUACACCUUGCACAGUCAAAGAAGAAUAACAUAAGCCAGAGGGUACUUCUUAUCACUCAACCUCUUGAAUCAGCAGCCUGUGAAGCUUCUGAUAAUGAUCUUGAUGAUGAAAGCAAACUAAUAUUUGAGCUUAAGUAUCCAGCAGCAAUGAAGAAGACUCCUGACUCUGAUGAAUUGGUGGGUUGGCUUGGUUUAGGAGGGUCUUGUGAUGGCUUGAUAUUUGUAGUCUUGGGGCAUGAACGCAUCUUCUUGUGGAAUCCAACAAUUAGAGAAGCCUUGGAAUUGGCAAAGCUCCGUCCUUUUGAUCCAAAGGGUACAAUUUCUUAUGGUCUUGGCUAUAAUUCCUCAACUGAUGAUUACAAAGUAGUUAGAGUCACCGCUAUUGCUUCUAAUGAAACUGAAGUUGAAGUUCUGGAAUUGAAAACUAACAUCUGGCGAAGGAUUCAGGGUCUCCAAUCUGGCAUAGAAACAGAAGCAGGAGGGAUUUUUCUCCAUGGAGCAUUGCAUUGGUUAGCAUCAAGACAAACUGGUCCAAAAAAGAUUUACGUAAUUGUUGCAUUUCACAUGGUAGAAGAGAAAUUCUAUGAACUGGUGCCAAUACCAGAUAAUAUCAAAGAGAGCAAACAUGAUUUGCUGGUUUUGGGGAUUUCAGGAGAUUGCUUAUGUCUGUUCAAUGGGUGCGGUAAUGAAACUGUUUUGGAGGCAUGGCUGUUGAAGGAAUAUGGCGUCAAGUCCUCAUGGACUAGGUUGUUCUGUGUUCAUAGAGAAACCUUGCAUGGACAUAAACACUGGGAGAAUGCGCUAUGCUAUACAAAAACUGGUAAAGUUGUAAUAGAUUAUGAUGGGAGGGAAUUAGUGUGGUAUGAUCCGAAGGAAAAGACAUCAAAAACUUUUACUCCACGCAAUGAAUGGGAUUGGUUUCAGCCUGCUAUCUAUAUAGAAAGCCUGGUUUCACCACAUUGUUGUUAUGCUACCAAUAGACACAAUGACAAAUUUGUUUGAGGUAUAAUGGACCUAUUGUGUGGCUUGGACAUCACAUCAUAAGCAAGAGAAACCUAUCAGGGAAAGGUUAACAAAUGGGGGCAAUGCCUGCUCUGAGAUAUGUAGAAGUUUUCCUUGUUCAAACAUGAAUAAGUAGCUAUGAAUUUGAAUUCUCUUUCGUCUAUAGUAGCGUCUUAAUUUGAUAAAAGCUGCAAAUCAUCUAUGUUGAAACCUUCUUUUAAUGUUUAGAACCAAAAUUAUUGGAAGUCAGUUGGCUUGAUGGAACUGAA
Messenger RNA from Durio zibethinus, 1836 nucleotides. Its product is annotated as F-box protein CPR1-like. Gene Ontology annotation, molecular function: protein binding. Lineage: Eukaryota; Viridiplantae; Streptophyta; Magnoliopsida; Malvales; Malvaceae. The record is from RefSeq and is a predicted model, not a curated record.